Molecule: messenger RNA, 3549 nt
Organism: Coccidioides posadasii C735 delta SOWgp
Lineage: Eukaryota; Fungi; Ascomycota; Eurotiomycetes; Onygenales; Onygenaceae
Gene: ERG1
Product: Squalene epoxidase
Biological process (GO): ergosterol biosynthetic process
Cellular component (GO): endoplasmic reticulum; membrane
Molecular function (GO): squalene monooxygenase activity; flavin adenine dinucleotide binding
Source: RefSeq, a predicted model, not a curated record
GUCUACUCUACUACCAAUGGCCUCGCAACCCCUGAAAAAUGGCCUGACAAACGGCUCCGCGCACCCCAAGAAGCAGUACCGCGAUGCCGCCGAAGAACGACGAUGCGAACAGCACGAAGCGGAUAUAGUGAUCAUUGGCGCCGGAAUCGCGGGCUGUUCUCUCGCUGUCGCGCUCGGAAACCAAGGGAGAAGUGUCCUCCUGCUUGAGAAAUCGCUCAAGGAACCCGAUCGCAUCGUCGGCGAACUCCUCCAGCCGGGUGGCGUCCUCGCCCUGGAAAAACUUGGAUUGAGGCAUUGCCUGGAGGAUAUUGAUGCUGUCAAGGUGCUGGGAUAUAACGUGAUUUAUCAUGGAGUGCCGGUGCGGAUCGAUUUCCCGAUGGAUUCGAACGAGAAGCUGUUUGAGGGGAGAAGUUUCCAUCACGGCAGAUUUAUCAUGAAGCUACGUGAAGCAGCGAUGUCCACUCCGAAUGUCACCGUGGUGGAGACCAAGGCUGUUUCGUUGGUCAAAUCGACUCAUGGAGAGGGUGUGCUGGGCGUUGAAUGCCUAACGAACGGGAAGAAGGAUUUCUUUUUCGCUCCCCUGACUGUGGUUGCGGACGGAUACAAUUCGGCUUUUAGGAAAGAGUUCCUCCCGCACGCUCCUCGAGUAAAGUCAAAGUUCUGGGGACUUGAGCUUAUCGAUGCCGACCUCCCCAUGCCUUGCUAUGGCCAUGUCGUCCUGAGUGACAGCCCACCCAUCCUCCUAUACCAGAUCGGAACCCACGAGACACGGGCUUUGGUGGACAUACCAGAAAAUCUGCCAUCAGCAUCUGUGAAGAAUGGUGGAGUUAAAGGUCACUUGCGAAACACCGUUCUACCGUCAUUACCCAAGAGCAUUCAGCCGUCCUUUGCCGCAGCGAUUGAUCGAGGCGGUCUCAGAUCCAUGCCCAACUCUUUUCUUCCUCCUGCAACCAACAAGACACCAGGCCUUAUGUUCUUGGGAGACUCGCUCAAUAUGCGUCACCCAUUGACUGGCGGUGGCAUGACAGUUGCGUUCAACGACAUAGUCGCCCUGCGAGUGCUACUCAGCCCGGAGACUGUUCCCAACUUUUCCGAUACGAACCUAGUUCUGAAGCAAUUGUCGAAAUUCCACUGGAAGCGAAAGGACUCGUCUUCUGCAAUAAACAUUCUAGCUCAAUCAUUAUACGCCCUCUUCGCUGCUGGUAACUCUGACCUGAAAGUCCUUCAACGCGGCUGCUUCCGCUACUUUCAGCUGGGCAUCCUCGAUGGCCCCAUUGGUCUAUUGUCAGGACUGGUUCACCGGCCCCUUGUUCUCUUCCGCCACUUCUACUCCGUCGCGUUUCUCUCUAUAUGGCUCCUGCUGCGCAGCGCACCGCCAUACAUGCUUCCCUUAACGAUUUUUCAAUGCAUUUCGGUAUUCAUUACGGCGUGCAGAGUGAUUCUCCCAUUCAUUUUUGCGGAGUUAAAGAAUUAAGACGUAUACACUGGGUAUGAUUUACGUGGGGAACCUGUUACCGGAGUUUCGUAAACCCCCCUCCCCAAUAUCUCCGUUCUUGUGUUUCGACUUUCAGCGUCUAUCUCCUUUAUUAAUAUGUCUUCUAUAUGUUGUUCUUUAUUCUUUGUUCUCUUUUCUUUUUUUCUCCUUUUUUCUUUUUUUUUUUUUUAAGGGGAGGAAGGAGUAUUUACAUCCACUCUGGGUAUUCUUUAUUUUUUGACACGUUGACCCGAUUAAACACUUAUCUAAUGACCCAAUGCUUCGAAUUUUCUGCCACAUGUGUUAUAUUAUGCUUUUAGUCGCAUCUGUACCCCUCCUGAACGUACCGAAUAGCAUCAGGGUUGCUGUUGUAAUAGCUACUGAUCUUUUUAUUUUCUCAUCAUCCUAUUUUUCAUAUUUCUAUACUAGUAUAGAUUUUUUGAACUAGAAUCUAAUUCAUUAGACAUGACGUCCCAGUUGCAUCGUCGUCUGUAUUCAUACCUAUUUACAUACAAGAUAAAUAUCCCUUAUCCCCAAAUAUUCUUUUUUCGCCCACUGUGAUGUGAUCAUUUCAGAUACACAUGGAAAUAUCUAAUACGAGAUCAGGCCCAUUGUUGAAAAAACAAAUAAAAGAAAAAAUGGGCAAGUCAAGAGAGACGGGGCAACGCAACGAUCAAUAGACGGCUUCCAUGAUUAACCAGAGUAGAACAAAGCUAAGGAAAGAGAAAAUUCUUAAUGCCCAGCCGGUAUUUUGUAUUCAAAUCAUGGAGCAAAGGACAAAAAAAAACCCCCACAACUAUGCCACAAAGUCCCUCCGGACACAAAUUUUACCCUCAAAAAAGCUGAAGGAAGAACCUGUAAAACGAGAGCCAUCCGGGGACGAGUAAGCAAGCAACUAAGCAAGACAACAGAGUAACUUAGCGCUCCCGCCCCCGUGCCCCCAGUUUAAAUAAAGUCCCGCUCGUGAUAAACCACCAAACAAGGCUGCAGGUGUAGCAAGAAAAGCCAAAAAGAGAAACGCCACCUGAUGUAAAUCUUUAUACUUGCACAUUUUGAGAAUGAAAAAUUUAAACAAGAAGCAAACACUCAUGGGGGAAUAGAAGGCCAUGCAAUUCUUUAUACCAUCAAUCAGAAUGAACCCCAAGCCAAACAUAACAAAAAGGCAGUAAAAAAAGACAUUUAAAAAGGCACAGACUGGGGUACGGGUGGGUAUUCAACAUAAUAUGAAAAUUUUCCACAUACAACGCAGGACCCAAAGCAAGAACAACAAGGCACUCAUGAAACAGAAACAGUAACUGGCACACAACAUCAUCAAGACAUCCAUCGGUCUGGAUUUCAGAGGACCAUGGAAAAAGGCAAAGACUGAGGCAGGCGUGAACACAUUCCCAACGUAAUAAACAUCAUCGGAUAAGGCAGAAGUUAGGAUGUCGAGAUUGGAGCUCUCUCGAGACUGUGUAACGGAGUCAAAAUCCCCAAGCUUUUCAAACAUCAAAUAUAGGAACUUCUCCACCUAAAAAGCAGCUUGAAUGACGUAAAGCGUCGGGUGGGCUCAAGAGUGGCUCUCCACCUUGCUCUAGCAGCCCGUAGCGUGCAUGGAAGGACACAUGGUCCGUCACCUAGAAGCCCUGAGAACUUGGGGAAUUAAAUGCCAUCUUUUGACAACUCCUGUACCGAAUACCUUAUCAUUUUGAACUGUCAAAACAGGAUUCACUUCCACGAUUCAGUAGAUCACCUAUCCGGCUUUGUAUGGAUUGCAUGGCGCAUAUUGAAGUUGCAUACGGCGUACUUGGCGUGUAACUUCGGCAUCAUUGUGGCCUCCCUCGCAAUACUACGCUUUUGCGGAUACCCUCGUCUUUCAGCCCCCCUUUCUCUCAGAUUCAUCGAUAGGAAUGGGUUCCGGCCGAGCCGUGCCGUCGUUUUGUUCCGCUGAAAGCUUUGGUCCUUUCUUGUUUCUCCGUUUUGUGGUUUGCCAGCCAUUUGAACUCGAAUGAUGACCGUUGGCAUUUGAAUGCAAGUGGUGGCCACCAUUGGAUUUUCGGUAGUGAUCGCCUUGUUUCUCUUUAUGGUCACUGACG